Messenger RNA from Wyeomyia smithii (pitcher-plant mosquito), 2191 nucleotides. RefSeq names its product bifunctional methylenetetrahydrofolate dehydrogenase/cyclohydrolase, mitochondrial (gene Nmdmc). Gene Ontology annotation, molecular function: methylenetetrahydrofolate dehydrogenase (NADP+) activity; methylenetetrahydrofolate dehydrogenase (NAD+) activity; methenyltetrahydrofolate cyclohydrolase activity. Gene Ontology annotation, biological process: tetrahydrofolate interconversion. Bases 931 to 1956 code for a protein of 341 amino acids. The transcript has 6 exons. NCBI's taxonomy places the organism in Eukaryota, Metazoa, Arthropoda, Insecta, Diptera, Culicidae. The record is from RefSeq and is a predicted model, not a curated record. Gene Ontology annotation, cellular component: mitochondrion.
AUUCAAACGUUUCAAACGGGUUGCUGAGGACUGCUUUCACCUCUCAGGAAGCGAUUACAGAACUGCAUCAGAGUUGUCAUUGAAAGUUUAAUUAAAUCAAGAUUUAUCCCUUUUAAAUGAAAUUAAAAAUUUUAAUAGAAAUAAGUGCUUGUUAGUGAGUGGAAUUUGGUUAUGGCAUAUUAGAACAAAAUAUGAGAUGAGCUGAUGACAUGUUUUCUUGUUUUCUGAUUAUAGAACACUCACUACUCUAUUGAAACAACAACCCUACGGAGCGACGACGAAGUGAAGGCCUGAAUUGCACGUUAUCAACGGAGUAUUGCUGUCGAAAGGUAUCGUAUAGCUGUAUACCAGCCAAAAUCAAAACAUCUUCCCUGUCUGUACCCCAGCCCAGCUAGGGCACGCCCCACUCUGUAGAACAUGACGAGGAUGAGGCAAGCAACAACUUUGACCCCGUGAAUGUGGUCUCUAUGACGCCAAUGGCUGUGUUCAUUGUCCGAUUCACAAGCGGUCGGGUGCAUGUAUGCAGAGCCCCGUUGGUGACUAAAGUAAGGCAAUAUUGCUUCUGGAUGAUUAGUCGAUCGCAGAAUUCGGAAGUGGAAGGAAGUUUAACUAGUCUCUCCCAAGAUUACAAAACACUUGAUCUAUUUAGUAAGAUUACGGAUAAUAGCAAAUUCUUGAAGAGCAUCGGUAGUUUUCAACAAACGAAAUAUUAUAAUAGUUUAAGCACUCUUGGUGAACUUGGCAGAACCCGAACGAAGAUGGUACAUUCACGCAACAAUAUGCAGUGCCAAACGGGACAGAAUGGAGCGGACAUUCUCGCCUGUGAUAGGUUUAUUCGUACUGGUACCAAGGACAGGCAAGUAUUAAACGGCACAACGACAAACGAAUGUCCAGUACAUUGUUCCAGAAACGCCACACAGAAAUUUAACCAUGAACACCGUAAUUAGUUCCAUAUAUUUUCAUUUUCACCUAGCGAUAUCUUCAGAGCAGUAUUUUCUUUGCUUACCCACUACGGGUAGCAAUAUUACUCAACGUUCAACCGAAAUGGCCACAUUAAUCGAUGGUAAGCAAAUUGCUGCCGAUAUACGGAGCGAACUGCGUGAGCAGGUCGAAGAAUGGAUGAAGCUAGGGCACCGAGCGCCACAGCUAACAGCUAUCCUCAUUGGAGAUGAUCCAGCAAGUAGCACCUAUGUGGCGAAUAAAAUGAAGGCUGCACAAGAUGUGGGCAUACAAAGCAAAACCGUUCGGUAUGCAGCGGAUAUAACUGAGGAGCAGCUACUGCAGUAUGUGGAGCAGCUCAAUCAAGAUGAUAGUGUUGAUGGAAUUCUGGUACAAUUGCCAGUCCCGGAGCACAUCAACGAACGCAAGGUAUGCAAUUCUGUGUCCUGCGACAAAGAUGUGGACGGUUUCAAUGAGCGGAACGUGGGACGCUUAUGUCUCGAUAUGAACACCCUUAUACCGUGCACGCCGCUUGGUGUACAGGAGUUAAUCAAACGCUGUCAAAUAGAGACAUUUGGAAAAAACGCAGUCGUAGUGGGACGAUCGAAAAAUGUAGGCAUGCCGAUUGCUAUGCUGCUGCAUGCUGAUGGCCGCAACGAUACCUGCGCGAUGGAUGCUACUGUGACAAUGUGUCACCGGUUCACUCCACCGGAGGAGCUCAAGCGAUUCUGCCGAACAGCAGAUAUAAUUGUCACUGCAACCGGGGUGCCGGGAUUGAUUAAAGCCGAUAUGGUUAAAGAAGGAGCGGCUAUUAUCGAUGUUGGGAUAACUCGAGUGACGGAUCCAGUAACAGGCAAGAAUAAAUUAGUUGGAGAUGUUGAAUUCGAAGCGGUUCGAAAGGUGGCGGGACAUAUAACACCGGUCCCUGGAGGUGUCGGACCGAUGACCGUGGCCAUGCUUAUGAAAAAUACCUUUAUCGCGGCUAAGAACUUGGCGAACAAAAGAAAACAACUGUGAACGAUAUAACGCCAUGUAACGAGUGAGAGUGAGUGAAAAUUUAAAACCUGUAGUUCUUGUAAAGUGCAUUUAUAAGAGAGUAUUCUGAAGAUAUAUUGUAUAGCAGAAUCUGAAUAUGAUUCACUAUUCGACUGAUACUUUGUAUCCGAGAAUUGUGCAAAGAAUCUAGAGACUGUACAAUAGAAUUGUAUGAUUAUGAAAAUAAAUUAUUGACCUACAAAAUUACACAAAAUAA